Messenger RNA from Diachasmimorpha longicaudata, 1617 nucleotides. RefSeq names its product aquaporin AQPAn.G. Lineage: Eukaryota; Metazoa; Arthropoda; Insecta; Hymenoptera; Braconidae. The record is from RefSeq and is a predicted model, not a curated record. Gene Ontology annotation, cellular component: plasma membrane. Gene Ontology annotation, biological process: transmembrane transport. Gene Ontology annotation, molecular function: channel activity. The transcript has 5 exons. The coding region runs from base 370 to 1182 and encodes 270 amino acids.
CAUUAACUAGUGGAAACGCAGCGUUUAAUAUAAUAAAGAAUAAACUUUGAAUCGUCACGACAUCCCCUACUCUCGUUUUGAGCGAGAAGCCUGCAGACUCAAGCUCAGAUACACCUAUAUGAGAUUGUCAGUCUCUAUAGUACAGCCAGUUGUCGCCCAGGAAGCACGACAGUGAGGCUGUUCCACCAGCGCAUCAUUCAGCAUUUUGAAUUUUCAAAUAAAUCAUUCAUCCAAUAAAUUAUCCGGUGGAAAUUAAUUACCUCGCGAAUAAUCCGGUGUCACUCGCUAUUGUUUUAUUUACGUUUCUCUGGACUCUCAAGGAUAUUUAUUUUUUUCCUCUGCAGUGCCAAUACCACAUUACGGUGAAACAUGGCGGGAUUAAAAGCCGCACUGGGAAUCAAUGAAUUAAAAGAUCCAAAAGCCAACCUGUACCGGGCGCUGUUGGCUGAAUUUCUUGGUACAAUGCUCCUCAAUUUCUUCGGGUGCGGGGCAGUCUACGAGCUAAAGGAUGGCGCCGAUUAUUCCGUGACGAAUAGGGUAGCUAUCUCCCUAUCGUUCGGCCUGGUCGUCGCUGGGGCGGUCCAGGCGAUAGGUCAUGUCUCCGGAGGUCAUAUCAAUCCCGCAGUCACCUGUGGAUUAGUUGUUAUUGGAAAGGUACCUGUUAUCCGUGCGAUUCUCUACAUAAUCGCCCAAUCCGCUGGUGCGAUAGCUGGAUCAGCGACGAUUCGUGCACUCUCCUCGCAGAGAAUGGAAUCAGCUAUUGGUGUUGUCUCACUGAGUCCAGGAAUGACUCCCGUCCAGGGAAUGGGCAUUGAAUUUUUCCUGGGGCUCAUCCUGGUGAUCGUCGUCUGCGGGGCCUGUGAUGGGGCUAAACCAGAGAGCAAGGGUAUCGCUCCUCUUAUCAUCGGUCUUGCGGUCACGGUCGGCCACAUCGUCGGGAUCCCGCGCACAGGCUCCGGAAUGAACCCGGCUCGUGCACUGGGUAGUUCUGUGGUCAUGGGCCACUUCGAUAAUCACUGGCUGUACUGGGUGGGCCCUAUUCUUGGGGGAAUGGCUGGUGGACUCAUUUACACACACGCUCUGGGGCCGGCGGAAAUACCGGAAGGCAAGACUUAUGCCACAGUCGCUGGGGAAGAGAAGGAGAGGUUCGAGUACAUAGACAGUGGCAGGGGUGAACUUUGAGACGAAUCUCACGCGGAAACUAUUUUUCCAGCUCCAGGGACUCACCAGGAAGGGUCAACAAGCUUGAAUAACGCUGUGUAAUAAUAUCAUCUGGUUUUAUUCUCGAAAUAAACUCGGUAUUAUUCAUACGAGACAGUAACCAGCAUGAUUUCGCUUUCCUCUGCACGUCAAUAUCCUCCAGAGUACAUCGAUGUUGUCAUUAUACUAUUUAUUCACUGCCAAUUUGAAUUAAUGUUCAUGUAAUCCUCGAAAUUCAUCAUCUGAAUGUAUAUAAAAAUAAUGAUUUCAUGCUUCACAUAUUUUGGAUGAAAAUUUACAAAUGUUAUUGCAAUCGUGAGGUCUCGCCAAUUAUUGAGAUAAAAAUGUUUAAAAAUGAGGUAUUUUAUGUUCAAUGUAUUAUGUAUAGGAAAUAAAUAAUUUUUAUAUAUGUGAGAA